Molecule: messenger RNA, 759 nt
Organism: Neoarthrinium moseri
Lineage: Eukaryota; Fungi; Ascomycota; Sordariomycetes; Amphisphaeriales; Apiosporaceae
Exons: 4
Coding region: 1-759 (252 amino acids)
Biological process (GO): positive regulation of DNA-templated transcription
Cellular component (GO): nucleus
Molecular function (GO): transcription coactivator activity; chromatin DNA binding
Source: RefSeq, a predicted model, not a curated record
AUGGAUUACGGCCUUCACCAGCAGCACCAAGGCAUCCUCCGGCAGAUGGCCAUGGAGGAUGACGACCUUCCUGAACUCGAGCCUUUGCCACAUGAGAGGAUAUUGCACCAGACGAAGGGUCGGAUAUCACUCGACAUAUCGGCUCCCUCGCCAUCCAGAGGCGUCCCUCCCUACUCCUUACGGUGUGACCGUGGAGUAGCUUAUAUAACGAAUAAACGACUUGUGUUCCUCCCGGUGCAGCCGACGGAACAGUUCAAGUCAUUCUCUACCAUCAUACUUAAAACCGAGAAUUCCCAUGUGGUCGGAGCAUCAUGGGGCGGCUUUGGAGCCAAUUUCUGGGACGCUGAAGUCAAGCCCGAGGCGGAUGGCAAUAUCCCCUCGGAUUACACACGAGUCAACAUGAGGCUGACGUUCAACGAUGGCGGGCACAGUGACUGGGCUCUGAGAUACGAAGAAAUUCGAGGGCGGCUCCUCCACGCUGCAUCAGUCGCACGAGAGACGGGGAACACACAGAUUCUCAACUCGGUCACGGAUGAACAACUUCCAGAGUACUCGCCCCGCGAAGGUGGAUCGAGACAGAGUCAAGUAAUCGCCAGCCAGGCGCAGAUUGAACAGCAGGCGGACGAGGCAGCUCUUGCGAGGGAACAGGGCCAGGCGGCCCCGGACGAACCACCCCCUGACUACGACGAGGCGCAGGCGCAGGCUAUAGCUAUGCGCUUCGAUGAGCGUGCGCGCGAGGAUGCGGAACGAGGGCAAUGA